Messenger RNA from Letharia columbiana, 1380 nucleotides. RefSeq lists its product as uncharacterized. Lineage: Eukaryota; Fungi; Ascomycota; Lecanoromycetes; Lecanorales; Parmeliaceae. The record is from RefSeq and is a predicted model, not a curated record. Gene Ontology annotation, biological process: intracellular iron ion homeostasis. The transcript has 3 exons. The coding region runs from base 1 to 1380 and encodes 459 amino acids.
AUGCUAUCGGAACCCGCCCACCACACUUCUCAAACUAGCGCAGCUCUCCAAUAUCAAUAUGAUCUCGUAUGUAUCGGGUUUGGGCCUGCGUCUUUGGCCAUCGCUAUUGCUCUUCAUGACCGGGAAAUCAAAGCUCGAGUCCUAUACAUAGAAAGACAGCGGACUUUCGUUUGGCAUGCUGGCAUGCUCCUUCCGAAUGCCCGUAUGCAGAUCUCUUUCCUCAAAGACCUGGCCACUUUACGGAACCCUCGAUCGAAAUUUACAUUUGUCAAUUAUCUCAAGUCCAAGAACCGUCUCGUCGCAUUCACGAACCUCUCAACUUUCCUUCCACUGCGCGAGGAAUACAAUGACUAUAUGUCGUGGUGCGCUUCGCACUUUGAAGAAGAUGUCCAAUACGGCCACGAAACCAUCUGCGUGUCACCGGCCGAGAACCGCAUGGGACCCAUCCAGGCAUGGCGGGUGCUUUCCAGAAAUGUCGAGACGAACGAAACAAACACCGUCACUGCGAGAAGUGUGGUCGUUGCUAUAGGCGGGAAGCCCAGGAUACCGCCUGCGCUUUCAACUGGCGGUCUUGACCGCCGGAUUAUCCAUUCUUCUUUAUACUCAAAAGCUGCCCCCAGUAUCUUGACAGAUGCAAACAAGGCACAUAAUGUGGCUGUUAUUGGGGGUGGUCAAAGUGCGGCCGAGAUCUUCAACGAUUUGCAAAGUCGAUAUCCAAACUCCUACAUCACUCUCUACACCGGAGCAUCUGCGCUCAAACCCAGCGACGAUAGUCCCUUUGUGAACGAGAUCUUCGACCCCGAACGCGUUGACAUGUUCUACGAUCUCCCCACCGAAUCAAGACUGAAAACCACCUGGAGCGACAAAGCAACGAACUACGGAGUAAUACGACCCGAGCUUCUAGAUCGUAUGUACGAGAGCAUGUACCACCAACGCUUGCAUGAGCCGGACCAGAGUAAAUGGCAGUACAAGAUCGUGGCGUGGCGGGAGGUCGUGGGGUUUGAGACCUGUCCAGAUCGUCGGAUACGGCUGAAACUGAAGAAUACUUCGAACGGGGAAAUUACCAUGUCGGAUUCGAGCUUCGAUCUAGCGGUGCUUGGAACGGGGUACGAGCGGAAUGGACAUGAGACACUGUUGGAACCUGCGCGGCAUCUGCUUCGGGAGAAUCGGUAUGCCGUGGAAAGGAACUACAAGGUCAAGUUCCGCAAGGACGCCGUGGCAAGUGAUUGUGGGAUUUGGUUGCAGGGCUGCUGUGAGGAUAGUCAUGGGUUAAGCGAUAGCCUCCUCUCAAUCCUUGCCGUGAGAGGAGGCGAGAUGGUGGACGCAAUUUUCCCAAUGCAGAGUCCAGGUCCAGGCAAAUCGGGAUGCGCAAAGCUUUGA